AACUACAGAUUCGAUGACCGACAUCACGCAUCCAUCCGCGCAUAAAUGGAGGAGCACGACAUCAGAGACUCCCGAGCACUUAUUGGAGGUUGUACAGGAGCGGAUCCUUGCACUUCAAGCAGGGAAGACGUGCAGGACGUGCUUGACGAGAUGGAGGAGCGGCAGGGACGACGUGCAGGAGCGGUAGGCAGGGACGACGUGCCAGGGGAGAAGGUCGUGAUGACAUUGCGUGGGGAGGACCCUGAGAUCCGAAAGGGGAAGAGGCCGAUGGGGGAGACCGACCAGGCAGCGACCCGACCGGGGAAGAGGGUCCGCCAGUCCAAGAUUGACGAGGUCUACACUGCGGACAAGCAAUCGGUCUUCAACGACAAGUUUCUGCAGUGGAUUUAUGACUUUGGCAUUCCAUUCAACGCGCUCAGGAGGCAAUUGUGGAGGGAGGUCCGGAAGGCGGCGGAUCGGCUGCCUAGAGGAGUGCGGAUGCGAUUUCCUUCCUUUAAGGAAAUCGGUGGAGAUGGAGUGCCCGAGCAAGGGGCGAAGUUGGCGGCUUUAUUACGGGAGGUCCGAGAGUCGUUUAGUCAUAGCGGCGCCACCAUCUUGUCAGAUGGUCGGAAAUCUUGUGAUUCUCGACCCAUCGUGAACUUCCUUGCUGCGGGUGCCACUGGCACCCUACUCUACGCCACCAUUUGCCGCGACGGUUAUGUACAGGAGACGGGCGCCAUUGUCUUCCGCAAGUGGAAGGCCAUCAUUGAGUCCUUCCCUGCGAAGGACGUCAUAGCUUUCCUUACAGACUCCGCUAGUAACUACACAGCAACCGCCCGUUUGCUCGCCGCAGACCCCGCUCCAGUGAUUCGAGAUGGCAAGUUCUGGCGCUAUGUUGAGUUCUUGAUUUUUGUCAUGAAGUCCAUCCAUCAGCUGCUGAGGCGGAUGGACAGAGGAGGGAUGAUGAUGUCCAUCGUCUACGACUGGAGCCGUCAUCUUGUUCAGCUUCUGACGAAGCUGGACGUUGUGCCGGCCGAUCUUCUGACCCCGUGCGUGCGAGAGGUCAGGAUGCGGCUCAUGCACUUGUUGGAGCCCGCGCACGCUGCCGCUCAUCUCCUAAACCCCCGUCGCCGGUCUUUGAGGUACUACGCGUCCCUCCACACCACGACGGAGGAUGCGGAGGUUGUACAGGAGUGUGAUCGUUUUCUGCUUGCGCAGACUGGAGGUGAUUCGACCAGCAGGGAUUACCUCGUUGUUCGUGACCAGAGGUGCCGAUUCCAUGCACGCACUGGAGACUGGGGUGACAGGCUGGUGUCGGAUGCCAAGGUGGAGGGUUGCCAUGGGGAUCAGGAGACGCACCAUUGCGCGGCGUGGCAGCAGGGUGGUGGCUAUGUGCUUCCGUGGGUCAUGGAUGGUGUCGACACCGAGAGACGGUUGGCGGACGAGGACAAGGACGGCGGUGACCCCGAGCCUGACGUGUGGGGGGCCAGACCUGUUGGUACGUUCACCGACCGAGAGAUCAGGAGGCAGAUCGAUGUUUUUCGCAAGGACGACACAAGCCGUCCUCGAGAGGUUUCUGCCGUAUUCGGGGAUCGGGCGGCCACUGUGCUCCCUUUCGACCAUGUGCCUCCUCCCCCGUCCCGGGGAGCAGGAGAGGGUUCCGCGGCAGCCGCUGAGGACGGAGAGGACGAUUGGACGGACGCAGAGGAUGUGGCGGGGGGCACAGAUAGGACGGCGGAGCAGGUGUACUUCACGUACGGGGGCGGGUCGGACGGGCAUGCGCCGCGGAAGUCUGUCAUCACGGACGAUGUCGUCGGCGGGGCACAGGGUAGCGCCACUCGACACCCUCCGCGGGUCGAGGUCGUGGCGUCUUUGCUCGCGACAGUCCAUGACAUACCGGAUUACAGUACGGAUGUGAGGGAGAGGGAGGAGACUGUUGAGGAUAGGGAUGCUCGCCUGGAUCGCGAGGAGGAGGCAUGGUUACAGUCGAUGCCUCGAUGGGAGGGCAGAGAGGCAUAUGAGGCCGAGCAGCAGUGGCAGAGGGAGUUAGAGACGAUAGGAGCGGGUCCACCAUCGAGCGUCGGACGUAUGCCGACUUCUGACACGAUGCAGCCCCCCUCUGGGCCCUCUCAUGUUGUGGGUGGUGGUGCUGACACAUGCGGAUUCUCCGCUGGAGGCGGGGGGAAGGCAGAUGUGUCAUGCGAGGGUGGUCAUGUCAGGGGUGUCGAGACAGUCAGGGCAGACACAGGAGCGGAGAGCUCCGACGACGGUGAGGAGUGUGCGGACGCUGAGGCUAUCGUAGGCGACGAGUUGGUGGACGAGGGGAGUGUUCCUUUGCCUCGGGAGGAGUUGGUGGACGAGGGGAGUGUUCCUUUGCCUCAGGAGGAGUUGGUGGAUGAGGGGAGUGUUCCUUUGCCUCAGGAGGAGUUGGUGGACGAGGGGAGUGUUCCUUUGCCUCAGGAGGAGUUGGACGAGGGCGAUUUGGCUUUGCCUGAGGAGGAGUUGGUGGACGAGGGCAGUGUCCCUUUGGAGGGCAGUGUGCCUUUCGAGGCUUUCGUUGAUGGCGCGACGGAGGAUGACGAGGAGGGAGUAGCGGUCGACGCAGGCCACAGUGCCCCGUCCGUGCGAGAUGGCGUGACUGGAGGGCAUGAUGUUGAGGAGGAGGGAGCAGCCAUCGACAAGUCCCUCGCGAUUAUUGUUAGGCCCCCGUCGGUGCGAGAUAUCGAGAGAGGAGGGCAUAUUGACUCGGGCGGGCCGGGCUCUUUCUCCACAGGUGGGCAUUUCGGGGAGAUGCCUCAGUGGGAUGGCAGGGAACCGGGGGAGUGCACUCCGACCCCAUUACAUCCGGAGCAGCUAGAGAGGUUGGGGACGGAGGACCCUUUCCCGUUCACCGGUGGUCAGCCCUCGCCUCCCCCGUGGGCUCCAGUGAGCCCUAUGUGGACUGGAUCAUUGCAGUCCAACAUCCGCGAGCGCGAGUCUUUGGAGAGACAGGCGGCAGUGUUUUCAGGCGGGCCUGGCAGCAGCCAUGCGCAGCCACAGACGCGCCCUGUAUCUCGAGCAUCGCAGCAGGGAUCAGCACCGGCUGCAGGUCUUCCACCGAUUGGAGGUCGAGGCAGCGGGCGGGGAUCUUCUCCGAGUCAUCGUGGUGGCGUUUUAGGGGGGUGGUCGUCUUGUCGGCGAGUGACGGACAGUCUGAGGAGGGACUAUGAUAGAGGACGGGGGCUGAGCGAAGGUGUAGCGGGUGAGCGAUUUGCGGAGAUGAAUGGCGGCAGCUGCGGCCACGGUCUGCAGGAGGAAGAGAUGGAGGCGGUGGUGAUGGCGGUGUCUACCGUCGUCCUGAAGACGAUAAACGAGAUGUCGUCGUCGUCACGAGACGUGGCGAAGCAGCUCCGUAAACGACGAGCGUUGUUGCAGAGCGUUGGCGAAGCGGCGGAUUGCGUGGCGACGUGUGAGGCAGUGGUCUACUUCUGUGUCGCGCUGUCGUCUGGCAUUUUUCCCUGGCAGACCCCGCGAUGGUGGAUUAAACGACGUACUGGCGGAACAUGGGAGGACCUCCGGCAGUGCGAUGACGCCACGGACGAGUACUACCACCAAAAGUUGCGCAUGUCGAUGGCCAUGUUCAAGCAGAUCGUAGUUGCUCUCGCCUCGUUUGUGGAAAAGAAGGUCACGCACUACAGGACGCCAUUGCCAGCGGAGCAGGUUAUCGCUUUCGCGUUGUACAGGUGGGCGUCCGGGGAGACGUACGAGAGUGGCAACUCAGCCUUCGGCAUCGGCAGGGUCACUGGACUGCAGGCCGUCCGCGACGUCACUUCGGCGCUGUUGCGGGCGUACCCCGAUGCCAUCAAGUGGCCAGUGGGCCGCAGACGUGCGCAGAUUCUCCGCGCUUUUCGUGACAAGGGAUUCUUGAACUGCUUCGGCGCCAUCAACUGCACACACAUCUACAUCGACAAGCCCGCCGGCGCACCUUCCACCACCUACUACGACCGCAACCACAAGUUCUUCGUGCAGGCGCAGGUCGUCGUGGAUUUGGAUCUCCGGAUCCUCGACGUCCACGUCGGAUACCCGGGGAGUGUGCACGGCGUCCGCGUCCUGCACAAUUCCCAUCUCUGGAGGCGCGCUGUCGGAAGACAGUGCAGCGCAGCAGUGGAAAAUGACUCGCCGCGGUCAAACCCCAUGCUGCAUCAAAAUCGCGCCUAGGGACGUCCACGGUCAUGGUCAAACUGGACCCUAACACAUCGAUUAGAUUUUCCCUAGGCCGAGAUCAAAGAAAAGACGG
Chara braunii is the source of this 4255-nucleotide messenger RNA. The record is from the annotation of a GenBank genome assembly. NCBI's taxonomy places the organism in Eukaryota, Viridiplantae, Streptophyta, Charophyceae, Charales, Characeae.